AUGUGUGAUAAAUGUGCUAGUAAAGAUCAUAAUAAACCUUGCCCUAUAUGCAAUACAAUUCCACAAUAUGAAAAUAGUCAGAAAGUUUCAUUGCCUUUAAAUAUGUAUGCAUUGGGAUUAAUGGUCGUGUCUCAUAAUCGGCCAGUUAAUACAGAUGAUUCGGAUAUUUCUUUUUCACAAUCAAUAAAUUCCAAGAUGAAGAAACAAUGUAUGCAAGGUCUGUGUCAUGAAUGUGGAAUUCAAGCAACAUUAAAGUGUCUACAGUGCAGUGCUCUCUAUUGCCAAAGUUGCUAUUCCAAGAUCCAUGGGAGAGCGCUUCAAAACCAUACAAAAACUAUAUUAGCAAAGAAGAAUGCUGAUCAUGCCUUUGCUUUACAAAACACAUGUUCAGACCGAUGUUCAGAACAAUUGGGGUAUUAUUGCGAAGAUUGUGAAAUAGCGGUAUGCCCUCAUUGUAUGUUGCGCUUACACAAGAAGCACAAUUACACACCAUUAAUAAUCAAGAAUCAGGAACUGAUGUCACAAUUUUGCGAGAUAUCUGAACGUCUCAACCAGAGCCUGCUAAGGAUUCGUCAUGCGCAAAAGAAAUUGAAACUGGCAGUUAUGCAGCCGACAGAAGUACUGAACACCGACAGCAUAGAAGCAACUAUCACGCAACAUUUUGCUUACUUGCACGGUGUACUUCAAAAUGUGGAAACAAAGCUAAUCGACUCGCUGCAUCAGCGACGUGACUCUAAGAAUAAAGAUAUCGACGAGAUUGCACUGCAACUGAGGGAACACGAAGAACGACUGCAAUCUGCACACGUUAUAAGCGCCUCGAUCACCGACAAUCUUGACAAAAUAGACAUGAGGAAGCUAAUACAAAAAUUGGAAAAAUUAACCAACACUCCGUGCCAUUUGAUAAUUAAUUCCGUGCCAGAAAAUCAGGAAAUCGAGUUUCACGUAGACGAAAGCAUCGCCGACGCUAUCAAAAACCAUUGCACAUUGAACAUACCCCCGGUGACAAAUUUCAGUUUGCUUCGAACGGAAUUGCUGCCGGACGGUUAUGAAAUAGAAUCGCUGACCGAGGAAAACAGCUUUCCAAUUGUUAAAGGCAAGCCGUUCUUGCAAUUGCAACCACCGCCUGCUACGUCGGUCGUGGACAUUCUGCCUCAAAAGAUCGAUAAUCACCUUGUUACCGGAUCUUCAGAAAUGAUCCGUAUCACGCACAUCGUGGAUCCCUCGCUCUUUUACGUUCAUUUGGUACGGAACCAGAGUAAAAUAGCGAAACUUGCCAAAGAGCUAGCAACGUUAGUUAACACUACCGGAGUUAUACCUACGGAGAUCACGUUAAACGCGUUGUACAUCGUGCAAUGUAGCAGAGAUAGAAAUUGGUAUCGCGGACGCGUCACGAGCAGGAAAAUAAACGCCAACAACGAUGAAAUGUAUAGUACUAUGUUCAUCGAUUACGGAAUGAAAGAAGACAACGUGCCAUUGACGAGAAUAAGAAAUAUUAUACCGCAAUUCGCAAUAAUGCCGCCGCAAGCUCUUAGGUGCGCAUUAUUCGAUAUCGUUCCUAAUAAUGGCCAAUGGAACGCAGACGCCACUCAGGCUUUUAAAAAACUUGUGUGCACUAAUUCCGCGAUUUCGAUGUUCAUCCUGAUGAUAACCGGUGACACUUACUAUGUCGAUAUCUGUGGCAUUUCAUCGAAAGACUCGGGUCUAAUAUCGGUAAAGGACUCGUUGACGUACAUGAAAUACGCCACUUGCGUCUCGCAGCACAAAUUAGUGAGGACGAAUCCGAUGUGCGCGCAAACGUAUUAUAAAGAGCAUUUGGAACUUGAAAAGGAGACGGGGGUUCAGGUUCUAUUCGUCGAAUCUCCUAGCUCUAUAUACGUCCAAAAAUUAUACGCGAAUAGGACGUAUUUUCACAAGAUGAGCCGCGAAAUGAUGGAAAAUUACGAGCAGAACACGGACGAUACCGAUUUUAUAACAGUCCCGUGUAAAGAAUUACCGUGCGCGGCGCGCGGAUCCGAUGGAUUUUGGCACAGGGGUUUGGUGUGCGGUGUUACGGAAAAUACCGUCAGAGUUUUCUACGUCGAUUUAGGGUACACGUUGACGUUAAGCUACGAUGCUAUAAAACCCCUUCCGAAGAAAUAUAUGAGUUGCAAGACUCAGGCUAUAAAAGUUUCUUUAAGAAACGUGAAACCAUUCCAUGGCAGUAACAAUGAAUGGGAACCAGAGACGAACGAGUAUCUGAAGAAACUUCUGAUGAACUCGAAGCCCUUUAACCUUUUCGCUUUUGAACAAAUUAACGACACGUACAGCGUGCUUAUGUACACGAAUAACAGAGACAGCAUCACUCAUAUGUUAGUAAAGAACAAUCUCGCGAUGAGUAUAAAAACAAGCCCUUUCGGCCCGAACGCGAUCACGAAAAGGCAAAAGAAAAAACCGAACGCCAAAAAGCAAAACUUUAAGCCAGAAAUACCCGCGCAACCGUACGACGAGCCAAAUAGAAAUAUGGCGAAUAAAACCGAAUCGAGGGAAGAGGAUCCUUUCAAAAUAAACGUUCUGAUACAGCACGUCCACUCCCCGGACUGUAUUUACGUGUCCGACCCGUCGUAUCAAGCUGACGUAGAAAAGAUGAUGAAAGAAAUGCAAAAUUUCUACAGGGAGUAUUACUCCAUGGCGGAAAUUUGGAGCGAGGAUGCAGUUUGCGCGGUGUGUUUAUCGAGAAACGGGUAUUAUCGCGCUCAGAUCGUUCGAAUAGAGUCUAAGGAUAAAGUGGUCGUGUUUUUGUUCGACCUGGGCAUCGAGGAAACAGUCACCAUAAAAGACAUACAAGCACUGUGCCCGGUAUUUCAAAAAAUACGAGCAAAUGUGUUUAAAAUUAAGUUGACCGGUAUAUUGCCCUGCGGAGGAUCCGACAACUGGCCAUCGUUAUCCUGCGAAGAACUGCGGGCGAUUUUGAACAGCCCCAACUGCAAAUUCUACAUAUCGAAACUCGACAACGAGGAUAUAGAAAAUUCUGCGAUCCCCGUUGAAUUGUGGAUAAAAGAAACAAAGAUAACCGGACCAUUGGCGCCCACCAAAGUGGAAAUUAAUUCCGUGAAUAGAAUGUUGGUUGAAAAGGGCGUUGCCUUGCCCAUAAAAGAAUAUGCAAAGAAGCGCGAUAAGAUUCUAGCGAUCGAGUUAAGGAGGCAUUUGAUGAAAAGAAUGGAAAGGUUGACGCAAUGCAAAUCAAACGCAAAAUGGUUCAAAAUCACCAACGAGCCGGAUAAUUCUAUCGAUAUGAACUCUAGUACGAAUACGGUGCAAAAAGUGUUACGAUUCUCAGACUCGAGCUCAAACUCGGACACGGAUAAUCCGGAUUGCAAUUUGAAAGAAGUAUUCGACAACAUUCCAUCGCUACCUGUAUUUUCGACUUGGUUACCUGUAGAACCCAUAUUGGAGAAAACAUUUAUCGCCAAACCUACAUACUUGGAUCACAAUGGAUUCCUAUAUUUACACUCUGUAGAGCAAAAUGAAGAAACGUUACAGAAAAUAGAAGCAACGUUAGAAAAACUGUAUAAAAAUUGUUCGCUAAAUACAUGCGAUACUUUGUGGACUGCGGGAGACUUAUGCAUCGCGCAAUAUCAUGCAAAUAAAAAAUGGUAUCGAGGAAAAGUGAUGAAAGUUUUGGAGGAUUACUCGCUCGAUGUGCAGUUUGUAGAUUACGGUAACAUCGAGGAAUCUUCGAUCGGUACUGUGAAGAAGAAAAUUGUUUUACAAAACAUUCCCAUCCAAUGUACAAAAUGUCUGAUCGAUGGAUUUCAUCCGAUAAAUAAAGCUGAAAAGUGGGGAACAGACGUUUUGGAUAAAGUGCAUGGUCUUCUAAUUGAUCAAAAAUGCGAAGUGACUGUUCUAAACACAACCGACGAAUAUCUAAUUAUUCGUGUAACGUUAUUACCAAACAAGUAUUGCAAAAAAAGGUGCAAUUUAAUUACAUUUCUAAUUGAUGAUUGGAAAAUGAGUAUCAAACCCAACGAUAAAAGUAGUAUAUAUGAAGAGGAUGUAUCCACGUCGGAUACCCCGGACGUCAUAAUUAUAGAAAACUCGAUUUCAUCUAGUUCGGAAACAGAACUAAUAAAAGACACAGUUCUCAGUGGGUGUUCUUUAUUACUCCCAAACACGAAUACAGUAAACAUGGAUGAAAGUUGUGCUACAACCGAUAUUGAGAAUUUAUGGUACGAAGAAAAGGACAUAGUCUCUUCAACGCCUCGCGUCGUAUCUAAUGAGAACCUCGCGAUCAGUAAUAAAUUGAUCAAAGAUCUACAAAACGAAGAAUACUUUGAAAUAGAACUGUGUUGCAGUAUCAAUGAAAUUGAAUUCCACGCCCAAUUAAAGGAAAACACACAAUCACCGGUUUUAAGUACAUAUUAUAAGCAAUAUCUGCUUCUAAUGAACGAUUUGCAAGAAAAUGCAUCGAAACAGCCAAUGAUUACGAAUAUCGUUCCCAACACGCCAUGUUGUGCGAAAUUCAAUGACAAUCUAUGGUAUAGAUGUCUGAUAGUAGAAACUGAACCUAAAAAAGAUACAGAUAAUAUUGAAAUUAAAUUAUUAUAUAUUGACUUCGGUAACGAUGAAUAUAAAACGGUAAAUUCUCAAAAAUGCGAAUUAUAUACCAUGAAAAAGGAGUGGGCAGAUCUACCAGCUAUGUCGAUUAAGUGUAAAUUAUGGAAUGUACAAGUCAUUGCCCCUCCUAAUGCACUUGAUAUGCUUGCAUCUGAAUUAGAAAAAAUGUACAGUAAAUGUGUUAUAGCUACAGUAAUAGAACAUGACGAAGAUUUAACAUGCGUCGAACUGUACGAAAACAAAAAUUGCGACACACUUCUGUACCAAACGCUUAUCGACAAAGGUUUGUUUCAAAUUAAAUUGAAAAAGAACUAACUAACUACAUC
This is a messenger RNA of Colletes gigas, 4919 nucleotides long. It is a transcript of the gene qin, whose product is annotated as RING finger protein 17. Lineage: Eukaryota; Metazoa; Arthropoda; Insecta; Hymenoptera; Colletidae. The transcript is spliced from 26 exons. Gene Ontology annotation, molecular function: zinc ion binding. The coding region runs from base 1 to 4908 and encodes 1635 amino acids. The record is from RefSeq and is a predicted model, not a curated record.